This is a messenger RNA of Ceratosolen solmsi marchali, 1986 nucleotides long. RefSeq names its product palladin-like. The transcript is spliced from 6 exons. The coding region runs from base 862 to 1986 and encodes 374 amino acids. Lineage: Eukaryota; Metazoa; Arthropoda; Insecta; Hymenoptera; Agaonidae. The record is from RefSeq and is a predicted model, not a curated record.
AUCGACGCUCAACGUAAAUGUGCCGAAUCUUCGUCAACUCUUAAUAAAGAGUCUCUUCACGAAGUACGCGUACUUUUAGAACGUCUUGAUUCUUUUACCAGAUCGACGUCAGAAUUAUUUAAACGAGCUAAACAAGAAUCGGAGAAAAUAAUUAUCAAAGUGCAAAAUUUAGAACCACUGGAAGUGGCUACUGAUGAUAUUGACAAGCUUAAUCAAUCAUUCAAGUCGAUUGUCGAUAUUUGGAAUGAGUAUUUAAGUUCAACGAAAAUACGUCUUCAAGAAAGAUUAGAUUUUUGCCUCUUUGGAGAUGAUCUUGAUAAGAUUAAUGCUGAAUUGCGAGAUUUAGCAGAUCAGUUAGCAACAAUUACUGGUUGGUUAGGAGAAAGUCUCUCAACAGCGAAAGGAGCUUCUGAAGCUUUCUUACAAUUUGAAAAAACAUUGGAUAUUCUAUCGCAAAGAAUACAUGAAUUUGUAACGAAUACCGAAAUAUCAGCUGGUAAGCACUUGCCUAAGGUGCAAAAAGAAUUGACAGGUUUGCAAGAUAAGCUAAAAACUUUAAAGCAUCUUACUGAAAUUACUAGACAGAAAAUUAAUGCCAGUAUUGAAUACUUUAAGCUGUUAGAAGAAGCAAAAGAAUGGUUUAAAGAAGGAAGUAAACUUUUAAUUGUGGUUGCAAGAAAAGCAACCUCUGUAAAAAUUCCAGAGGAUGCUACAAUCCUUCUUAAAAAUAUUAAUACAUUUUUAAAACCUGGUGAAGAGAUACAAGAAAAAAGAAUACAAAGAAUUAAAGAACUAUCAACCAGAAUAUUUGGGACGAAUCGGCUGCCCCAAUUCAGCGAUGUGGUGGUAGAGAACCGUGAGAUGCUGGACUCAUUUGCGGUGAUCUCAUCAGAGUUGCGAACAUUGGUGGAGAAUCUUUACAACGCCGAGGACGUGCGAGAGAAAAUCCGCUUCGAGCGUGAAGAAGCGGACGCGAAAAUCAGGGAGGCGAGGGCUGAGGUAAGCGCAGCCCAAGCUGCAGCUGCCGAAGCUGAGACGGCACGGAGAGUUGCCGAACGCGUCGCCGCGGAAACGCUCGAGAGAGCAGCCGAGGAGGCACGCAGGAUAGGUCUUCUGGAAGCAGAGAGGAUUCGCGUGGAGGAAAAGAACCGUCAAGAAAUCACCAAUAGAAUCCAAUUUGAAGAGGUUGUGAACGCGCCCCUUAAGAACCUUGUGCACGAAACCAUUACCAAAGAGAUUCAUAUCAUGGAAAAGACGGAAAUAGCGGAAGAGCACAUUUCUACUAUCAAGCAAGAGCAUUAUCCAAUAAUAGAACAAGACAAGAUUGUAAAAGAUGAGGCAAUAAUUCUUCAUGAGAAGGAGAUCGUACCGAGCGUAGUUGAAGUUUCCGUUAACCCCGAAUUCACAGUUCCACUUUACGAUGCGACAAUCCAAGAAGGUGAAAAAUUCACUUUCGAGUGUCGCAUAGUUGGUUAUCCGAAACCAGAGAUCAGUUGGCACAAAGAUGGUAUUCCGAUUGUAAAUAAUCCAGAUUAUUUGACAAAGUAUGAAGAUAGUGGCUUAUGUACAUUGAUGAUCGAGGAAAGCUUUGCUGAAGAUACGGCUAAAUUUACUUGUAAGGCGACCAAUGCAAUGGGAACUGUUGAGUCUGAAGCUGUUUUGACUGUCAAAGAAACUUCACCUGAAGAGCAAUUGAAUCCACCCGUAUUCGUGAAAGAAUUGAGUCAUUCGGUGGCAAAUGAAAAUAUUUCGCAUCAAUUGGAAUGCAAAGUACAGGGAAAUCCAUUACCUACAGUACAAUGGUUUAAAGAUAACAUUAAUGUCGACAAUUCACCGGAUUAUAUUACAACAUAUAAUAAUGGUGAGGCAAUUUUAAAGAUUGAGAAAAUAUGCCUAGAUGAUAAAGGCAUGUACUCAUGUAAAGCUGCUAAUCGUAUCGGGCAAGCCUCCACAGCUGCGACACUCUCGGUAGAAGAUAUAAUUUAA